Messenger RNA from Prunus dulcis (almond), 1686 nucleotides. Its product is annotated as glucosamine 6-phosphate N-acetyltransferase. Gene Ontology annotation, biological process: UDP-N-acetylglucosamine biosynthetic process. The transcript has 3 exons. Gene Ontology annotation, cellular component: endoplasmic reticulum-Golgi intermediate compartment; Golgi apparatus; endoplasmic reticulum. Lineage: Eukaryota; Viridiplantae; Streptophyta; Magnoliopsida; Rosales; Rosaceae. The record is from RefSeq and is a predicted model, not a curated record. Gene Ontology annotation, molecular function: glucosamine 6-phosphate N-acetyltransferase activity; monosaccharide binding. The coding region runs from base 954 to 1415 and encodes 153 amino acids.
AGAUUUUCUUGUUUGGGUUCUUACACCUUUGCUCAAUUCUAUAUCUCUCUCUGCUCCUCCUUCGAUCUCUCUCUCUCUCUCUCUCUCUCGGAUCUCAGAGCUUCCGUUGGACAUUGUGAAUAAGCUCUGGUCUUCGUUACAGGUUCGUGUCACUAUUCGAUCUUGGUAAGAUUGGAUUCUAUUGGUAGAUCUAAAAUUGCUUCAAUUAGGCUCACGUUUUCUUGUUCACAGUGAGUAUUUUCAUUUUCUUCUAUCACCCACAUCCAAAUACCAAACCUGAAUCUGCAAAUCCCAGAAGGCCCCGAAACUCCAUAGCAACAGCUCUGUACACUCCAUUGAGUUGGAAUUCUCAGAAGUCAGAAUUGUUAUCGAAGCCAUGAGAUAGUGUUUGAUCCAAUGAAGAUUACAAUUGAAAAUCACAAGUAUCAGUCAUGAAAACAGCAUCGAGGGAGGGAGAAGAGGUUGAAGAAGAAGCUUCAUCUACAGCAGAAGUAUAUAAACAAGAGCUUAUAAAAAAAGCACGCCCACAAGUCACGUGCUUUACAUUCCCCAAGUGGUAAAAUAGACCUUUUGUUUAUCACCCUCAGCAGCAGCCAGCCACCAAAAUCACCCCCACACCCAAAUAACCCAACACCGACAGCCACCACACCUGACCGGUGGUAGCCCCCUUCUCCUCACCGUCGGCCAACCCCUCCUCCCUCUUCCCACCACCAUGACCACGACCUCCUCUCCCUGAUAUCCCCUCAAAUUUGUGUUUCAUAAUUGAUUUCUGGGUUUCAAUGUUUAUGAUUUUUCAAUUGGAUUUCUGGUAUUCAUGCAUAUCAGUAAUGAAUUUUAUUGAAUGAAUUGAAAUACCUGUCUUUGCGGAUCUGCAAACCCCAGAAUGGCCUGAAACUCAAUAGCAACUGCUCCAUAUACACUCCAUCGAAGUUUGAAUUCUGAGACUGCAAAAGAUGGAGAGCAGUGAAGAGCAGAAGCUCCAAGUUAGAAAACUAGAGCUCUCAGACAAAAGCAAGGGCUUCAUAGAACUACUGCAACAGCUAACUGUUUGUGAUUCUGUAUCCGAUAAGGACUUUGAAGAUCGAUUUAGGGAGCUUAAUGCCUGUGCAGAGGACCAUCGGGUCCUUGUUAUAGAAGAUGACCUUUCUGGAAAGAUUGUUGCAACUGGGAGUGUGUUCAUUGAAAGGAAGUUUAUAAGGAACUGUGGCAAAGUCGGGCACAUUGAAGAUGUGGUGGUUGAUGCCAAUGCUCGUGGGAUGCAGCUAGGGAAGAAAAUUAUUAAUGCCCUCACGGAUUAUGCUCAUUCUCUGGGGUGUUAUAAGGUGAUUCUUGAUUGCAAUGUUGAGAAUAAAGCAUUCUAUGAGAAGUGUGGCUACAAGCAGAAAGAAAUUCAAAUGGUGAAGUAUUUCAUAUGAGAAACAUUUAAUUUUCUUGUAAGUUUGCUUUGGGAUUAUACUUAGAUCUUCUUUGGAAAAAAAACACCAUUUCUUUAAUUGGUUCAUGGUUGCAAGGCAAAGACCUACAUGGGAUGAUUUAUGACUUGUGAUAUUGUUUCAAACAUGUUCAUUUGUGUUUGUGCCUCGAUAAUUGUGCUGCAUUGAGGCUGGCUCCUACGGCAAUUUUUGCUGGUUUAUUACUUUCGAUUGGCGUUUUUCAGAUUUAGUCAUAUUGACAUAUAACUUGACA